GCGCGCUGACGGAAACUGCGCAGGUCCGGGACCGGAAGUGUGUCGGGUGGCGCCGCGGUCAUCAUGGCGGGGAUUAAAGCUCUGAUCAGUCUCUCCUUUGGCGGAGCCAUUGGAUUGAUGUUUCUUACGCUUGGAUGUGCCCUUCCAGAGUAUAACAAAUACUGGCCAUUGUUUGUCCUUUUCUUUUACAUUCUCUCUCCAAUCCCAUACUGCAUAUCAAGCAGAACAGUGGAUGAUACUGAUGCAGCAAGCAGUGCGUGUAAAGAACUUGCCAUAUUUCUUACGACAGGCAUUGUUGUUUCUGCUUUUGCGCUACCUCUAAUAUUUGCCAGAGCAACAGUGAUUCAAUGGGGAGCAUGUGCACUAGUGCUAACAGGAAAUGUCAUAAUCUUUGCAACCAUUCUGGGAUUUAUUCUGGUUUUUGGCACGAAUGACGAGUUCAGCUGGCAGCAGUGGUGAGAUAUGUACGAUAAUCAUCAGUGAGUAAGCCUGCUUCAGGCUGCAGAAUCCAUUUAAUGUAUCUAUCAUCCAGCUGAAGAACAACAGUGCAAUAAUAUCAAGUACUGAGUACAGCAUUGGAGGCACUCAAGUCUUUGUUUUCAGUGGCAUAUGUCCAUUUGUAUAAACAUUUGUUAAAGAGAUUGCAUCCCUUUUGUUAGCCUACAAAAUCACUUACAAACAUUAAAAAUUUUAGGAUGCAUUUAACCCUGGCAAACUAUUUAAGAGAGUCCCUAUUGCUGCAGCAGUACCGAUACCUCUGUCUUGACAGAAGUGACUAAGGUUGGAUGGAACAUUAUAUGAAAACUAGUAAGUUUGAUUUUCUAUAUUUUUAAAUCCUUGCAUUUUACUUGAAUCAGCUUUGGCUUGAAGCUUGUAUAAACAAGACACGGGAUACAGUCUCUUUUAAAAUAAUUUGCUACCUUUUAUGUUCUAAUUUACAGAAUAAAUGGCAUUGCUUUAGAAAUGUAGUAGAUCUUUUGUGGUAAGUCUUUGAGUGGGAUGUUUAGAUAGUGUGGUGCCAUGUUUUAUUGCACUUAGUUUUACUGUGUGUUUGUUGUAAAAGAAAGGUCAGCAUAAAAUCAGGAAAGUGUGUACACAGGGGUAUGCUUACAUUUGGGAGUAGUAACAUUUUAAAUUUUGGGUUGUCCUUUAUUAGUUAAAACUAGAUUUUGUUUUUGUAUUUUCCAUCAUUUAAAGUAACAUUUAUUAAAAUGUCUGAGAUCACUAUUUGUGUGCUUUGUUCUAGUUUUUUUAAAACAAUCUCUUGUGUUGCUGUAUGUACUAAAAUAUGAGAACAGUCCAUUAAACGUGAGAAAAGUGAA
Messenger RNA from Callorhinchus milii (elephant shark), 1322 nucleotides. RefSeq names its product leptin receptor overlapping transcript like 1. NCBI's taxonomy places the organism in Eukaryota, Metazoa, Chordata, Chondrichthyes, Chimaeriformes, Callorhinchidae. Bases 64 to 459 code for a protein of 131 amino acids. The transcript has 4 exons. The record is from RefSeq and is a predicted model, not a curated record. Gene Ontology annotation, cellular component: endosome. Gene Ontology annotation, biological process: negative regulation of growth hormone receptor signaling pathway; late endosome to vacuole transport via multivesicular body sorting pathway.